AUGCGCCCUAUGAAGGUUGUCGUGAUUGGUGCUGGAAUUUCCGGUAUACUUGCAGCCAUUCGCUUCACUCAGCGUAUCCCUAAUCUGGAUCUUGUUGUGUAUGACAAGAACCCCGAGGUCGGUGGUACUUGGUAUGAGAAUCGGUAUCCGGGAGUGGCAUGUGAUGUCCCGUCCCACGUGUACCAAGCAUCAUUCGAACCGAAUCCCAGCUGGUCCCAGUUCUACUCUUCCGGUGGUGAAAUUCUCGAAUACUGGAAAAGAAUUGUCGAGAAGUACGAUGUUCGCAAGUAUAUGAAACUCAACCACAAAAUUGUGGAGGCCAGAUUCGAUGACUCCCAGUCCAAGUGGCACGUUUCCGUCGAGAACUGCGUCACUGGGGAAGCUAUUUACGACACUUGCGACGUUCUCUACGCGUGCAUCGGGGCAUUGAAUGAUUGGAAGUGGCCUGACAUCCCAGGCCUUGACACCUUCAAAGGCAAGCUCCUUCACAGUGCUGCGUGGGAUGAGAGCUGGAACCCAGAGGGACUUUCUGUCGCGGUCAUUGGCUCUGGUUCAAGCGCAAUCCAAAUUGUCCCAGCCAUUCAGCCGAAGACCAAGCGAAUCGACAAUUAUGUUAGGGGUCAAACCUGGAUUGCCCCUCCUUGGGCGCAGGAUGAAGUUCGCAAGCACACAGCCAAAGACGCCAAUUUCAAAUUUACGCCUGAGGAAAUCAAGGAGUUCAAAGAAAGUCCGGGCACCCUCCUGGCCUAUCGCAAAAGGCUGGAGACGGAAGUUCAGUCGAUGGCGAAGUAUCUUCUGCGUGGCGAGCUUGCAGAGAAGGCAGCUUCUGACUUCAAGGAGCACAUGGCCACGAAACUGCUUAAAAAGCCGGAGAUUCUUGAGAAGAUUCUCCCAUCCUUUGCCCCUGGUUGUCGACGCAUUACACCUGGUCCUGGAUACCUUGAAGCAUUGAACGAGGACAAUGUAUCUUUCGUCUCGGAUGCAAUUUCCCAUAUCACGGAAGAGGGGAUCGUCACGGUCGACGGUACCCUGAGAAAGGUUGAUGCCAUCGUUUGUGCGACGGGUUUUGAUACCAGCUUUUCCAAACGAUUCCCAAUUUACGGGAGCGGGGGUCUAGAUCUCGGCGAGAGGUGGAAGGAGUACCCUGACACUUACAUCAGCCUUAGCACACACGGCACGCCGAACCUCUUCUUUGCCCAUGGUCCCAGCUCUGGUAUUGGGGUUGGGUCUCUAGUCAUCGUUCUCGAACGAACUUGCGAUUAUGUCUGCUCGGUUAUCGCAAAAAUGCAGAAAGAUCGCAUCGCGACAAUUCAGCCGAAGCGAGAAAGCUGUGACUCAUUCAAGAGAUAUUGUGAGCAAUUCUUCAAGAAAACGGUGUUCUCGCUGCCUUGUCGGUCCUGGUACAAGCGAGGGACCGAAAAUGGUCCCGUCACUGCUCUCUGGCCUGGGUCGUCUAUCCACUUUGUCAAGGUCUUGGAAAAGCCCCGCUUCGAAGAUUAUGACUACACUUAUAUUGGUGGAAAUGAUAUGGCUUGGAUUGGUAACGGUCUGACCGUGGGGGAGUCUGAUUCCAGCGUGGAUAUGGUUGAGUAUCUUCACCCGGAAAACAUCGAUUUCCCGCGGUUCUAA
Messenger RNA from Aspergillus caelatus, 1629 nucleotides. RefSeq names its product flavin-containing monooxygenase. The transcript is spliced from 2 exons. The coding region runs from base 1 to 1629 and encodes 542 amino acids. The record is from RefSeq and is a predicted model, not a curated record. Lineage: Eukaryota; Fungi; Ascomycota; Eurotiomycetes; Eurotiales; Aspergillaceae.